Molecule: messenger RNA, 6787 nt
Organism: Suncus etruscus (white-toothed pygmy shrew)
Lineage: Eukaryota; Metazoa; Chordata; Mammalia; Eulipotyphla; Soricidae
Gene: TTLL7
Product: tubulin tyrosine ligase like 7
Exons: 21
Coding region: 341-2974 (877 amino acids)
Biological process (GO): protein polyglutamylation; microtubule cytoskeleton organization
Cellular component (GO): cilium
Molecular function (GO): tubulin-glutamic acid ligase activity; tubulin binding
Source: RefSeq, a predicted model, not a curated record
GGUCGAGCACCGGAGCCGGAGCGGUGGCUUUCUCGGGCGCCGGGGGAGCAGCGGGCCGCCUGUGCCAGCUGCCGGGCCGCAGGGGGCUCUGCCCAGGAGGAGAGGAGGAGCCCGGGAGUUGCAGCUGGACCGCAGGCUGCGAGGAGGAAAGGAGCGGCGCGGGGCUCUCUUUUCCCUGGUGUUUUCACAUCCUAUUACUUCUGUGUCCUAAAAUCUGAGGAUUCCACCAAGAUAAUGAUAAAAAGUUUCAGUGAUUUGGGGCCUACUUAAACCAAUGCAAUCUUUCCAGAUAUCUCAAGACCUAGGUAUAGUUGUAUAUACUGCUUGGUAAUUGGCGAUAAUGCCAUCUCUGCCUCAAGAAAGAGUUAUCCAGGGAUCCUCUCCCUUGGAACUGAAUACAGAAUUGCCUUAUGAAAGCACAAUAAAAAGAAAAGGCAGAAAGAAGAAAAAGAAGGGAAUAAUUACAGCAAAUGUUGCUGGGACAAAAUUUGAAAUUGUUCGUGUAGUAAUAGAUGAAAUGGGAUUUAUAAAAGCUCCAGAUGAGGAUGAAACAAGUAACCUUAUAUGGUGUGAUGCUGCAGUCCAGCAGGAGAAGAUUGCAGAAUUGCAAAAUUACCAGAGGAUCAACCAUUUUCCAGGAAUGGGGGAGAUCUGUAGGAAGGAUUUCUUAGCAAGAAAUAUGACCAAAAUGAUCAAAUCUCAGCCUUUGGAUUAUACUUUUAUUCCUCGAACCUGGAUCUUCCCUGCAGAAUACACACAGUUCCAGAACUAUGUGAAGGAAUUGAAGAAAAAACGAAAGCAGAAAACUUUUAUAGUUAAACCAGCUAAUGGUGCAAUGGGUCAUGGGAUUUCUUUGAUAAGAAAUGGUGACAAGCUUCCAUCUCAGGAUCAUUUAAUUGUUCAAGAAUACAUUGAAAAGCCAUUCUUAAUGGAAGGCUACAAGUUUGACUUACGAGUUUAUAUUCUGGUAACAUCAUGUGAUCCAUUAAAAAUAUUUCUCUACCAUGAUGGACUUGUGAGAAUGGGAACUGAGAAGUAUAUUCCACCUAAUGAGUCUAAUUUGACCCAGUUAUACAUGCAUUUGACAAACUACUCUGUGAAUAAGCACAAUGAACAUUUUGAAAGAGAUGAAACUGAAAACAAAGGGAGCAAGCGUUCCAUCAAAUGGUUUACAGAAUUCCUACAAGCAAAUGAGCAUGAUGUUGCUAAGUUUUGGAGUGAUAUUUCUGAAUUGGUGGUAAAGACUCUGAUUGUAGCAGAACCUCAUGUCCUACAUGCAUAUCGAAUGUGUCGACCGGGUCAGCCUCCAGGAAGUGAAAGUGUCUGCUUCGAAGUUCUGGGAUUUGACAUUUUGUUGGAUAGAAAACUAAAGCCCUGGCUUCUGGAGAUCAAUCGUGCCCCAAGCUUUGGAACUGAUCAGAAAAUAGACUAUGAUGUCAAAAGGGGAGUGCUGCUGAAUGCACUGAAGCUGCUAAACAUCAGGACUAGUGACAAAAGGAAAAACUUGGCCAAACAAAAAGCAGAGGCUCAAAGGAGGCUUUAUGGUAAAAAUUCAAUGAGAAAACUCUUACCAGGUUCCUCAGACUGGGAACUACAGAGACACCAGUUGGAGAGGAGGAAAGAAGAAUUGAAAGAAAGACUCGCCCAAGUACGAAAGCAGGUCUCAAAAGAAGAACAUGAAAAUAGACAUAUGGGAAAUUACAGACGAAUUUAUCCUCCUGAAGAUAAAGCGCUUCUUGCAAAGUAUGAACAUUUGUUGGCAGUUGCCUUUCAGACCUUCCUUUCAGGAAGAGCAUCUUCACUCCAGCGAGAGAUGAAUAAUCCAUUGAAAAGGAUGAAGGAAGAAGAUAUUUUGGAUCUUUUGGAGCAAUGUGAAAUUGAUGAUGAAAAGUUGAUGGGAAGAACUCCCAAGCCUCGAGGACCAAAGCCUUUGUGUUCAAUGCCGGAGAGUUCUGAGAUAUUCAAGAAACAGAAGUAUUACAGCAGUGACAGUAGUUGUAGUAGUAGCUGCAGCUCCUCAGACACAGAUGAAAAAGAAGAGUGCCAAAAUCAGAAAAAAGAAAAUCAACCUUCAUAUAAGCAGCCUGACCACUACAAAUAUAUCCAGCAUUCUGGCCCCAUGAAGCGUUCAGUUAGCUGCCCUCGUUCCAUCUCUGCUCAGUUCCCUUGCAACACUGAACACCGGCCUUUAUCUGCUGCUCAAGUGAUGCCAGCAUCCCAGCCAAUUUCAGGGUCUCGGUCACAUUCUUUAAAUCGUUCAAACUCUGCUGGAAGACAUUUGUUUCAGAAUAAUAAUGCCCCCUCCAGCUCUCACAUGAGUGAGUCUUUGCGGCAACCAAGAACAAAAGAACAAGAAGAUUAUCUUAUGAAUCAGACCUUGUUUAUUCUUAAGGACAUGAAGAUCCGAUUUCCAGGGAAAUCCGAGUCAGAAUCGGAACAUUUGAUAGAAAAUAUCGUGGAUAACUGGAAGUUUCAUAAAUCAAAAGUGGCUUCGUAUUGGCUCAUCAAAUUGGACUCUGGAAAACAACGAAAAAUUUUGGACAUAGUAAGGACAAGUGUUCGUACAGUUCUUCCACGUAUCUGGAAAGUACCUGAUGUUGAGGAAAUAAAUUUAUAUCAGAUUUUCAAGAGAGUUUUUAGUCGCUUACUCUGGAAUCAUGGCCAAGGGCUGUGGAAUUGUUUUUGUGAUUCAGGAUCCUCAUGGGAGAAUAUUUUCAAUAGAAGUCAAGAGGUGGUGACUCCUUUGCAGCUUCAGUGUUGCCAGCGCCUGGUGGAGCUUUGUAAACAGUGCCUACUAGUGGUUUAUAAGUAUGCCACUGAAACCAGAGGCUCAUUCUCUGGCAUUGGUCCUGAGUGGGGUAAUCCCAGGUAUUUACUACCAGGAAGUACACAAUUCUUCAUGAGAACACCAAUUUACAAUGCUAAAUACAAUUCACCUGGAAUGACUCGCUCCAGUGUUUUGUUUACAUCCUGAUAUGGCCAUUUGUGAAACAGAUGAGAAGAUCACUAUGGGUUAUGCAUAUUAUCAAUUCAUCCCCCAAUUUAAACAUUCAAAGAAAUUGGCCAUUAAGUUCUGGUUUAUAUAUAUGACAUAGACAUGUUUGAAAUUAUAUACAUACAUGUACACAAAUUAUAUAUAUUUACUAGAAUAUGUGAAAGAAGAAUUAGCAGAAAGUCAUAAAAGCUAUAAUCUUUCUGAAAUGUAAUAAACCAUGUUAAAAUUGUUUACAAAAAUAUGUGAUUGUCUAGAAUUUGCUAGGUUUGUAAUUAAUUCAUUCCUACUAGAAAUGUUAUUUUUGCUGAAGAGUAUAUAAAACAAAAUUGAUCUUAAAGAUUCCAUUACAGUGUUAAAUUAUUUUCUAUAAGACAAGUCUUUUGACUUGAAGGAACAUUAAUAGUAUAAUACCUUAUUAUAUUACAUAUUGUAGCCAUUUAAUUAAAAAUUAGACAGCUGAUGUUAUUUGAUGGUAGGAUUAAGACUAAAACAGGCUUAUCAUUACUGUAGCACACUGUUAAUAUGCCAUAAAGAGUUGAACCUAAUUCUUGGGCAUUUUUAUUUCUCUCUGAAAAUUUAUGUACUUCUGACAAUGUAUAUUUCAGUAAAGAGCAACUAAAAUUAUUUAAAUAUUAUUUAAAUUGUAGACAAUCUAUAAAGUCAAAAAUAAACAUGGGCUCACUUUAAUUUAAAUUUUCCUCAGGAGUUACAUAAAUGAGUAGAAAAUGGUAGUAAUGACAGAGUCUAUAUGAUUAUUUUUAUAUCUCAAAACACUCACCUUAAUUUGGAAAGUGUAUCUCUGAUAGGUAAAACAUCUGAAAUAAAAGAGCUGACCUUUUAAACUCAUUCAGUCUUACAGGGCAAUGAGUCACACUUUAAAUCUUUCAGUCUUGUGACCUACAUACAUUAUAGUCUAAUAUAGAGGUCAGACUGUAUCAAGGAAAGCAGGCUAAAUUUUUGCAAAGAGAAGAUAGUUAUUACUAGGCACUAUUAGUCAUUAUUGAUAUGCCCUUGAUAAUUUUUUGAAAUUCAAAUAGAAUAUGAAAGCUUUUUCCUGUCCAAAGUUAUUAUGCAUGUUUCAUGAUAAUUUGCUUCCUUGUCUUGUUCACAUUUCAAAAACAAUGAGUAAGCUUUCAGUUUUCUAUAAUGUAUAUAAACCACUUUCACUGAAAUGGAAAUUAUUAGAAGUUCUUAAAAUUGCAAUAUUCACCUUUUAGAACUUUACUGAACUUCUCCCUUAUUCCCUUUGAUGCUAAUUUGAAAAAUCCAUAAAUGUUUUAUCUUCUUUUGCUAUCCUAAAAGCUCUUCUCAGUAAACCAAGAAUUGGACUCAAAGCUGAAGGGGACCUAAAAGUCAAACUGGACUGUUUUAAUUUACAAGUUGGAUAACUGGCAACCUAAAAUUAUAAGUUAGAUAUAUUUUGUUUUCAAAGCUGUAUUCUGGAGCUUUUGUCUGGCUGGGUUGUAUUCAUCUUCCUUCCUGAAAUUAUUGCUAACUACUUGAUUCCAUAUAUCCAUAUUCUAGUAAAUUAUUCUCUGUGCUCAAUGCAUCCCAAAUGAAGGACUUUGUGGAGAAAGAGAACUAGUUAAAGAACAACUCUGAGUGUUUAUUUCUUGUUCCAUUUUGUGAACUCUUAAAUAUGUUAUGAAUUCGUUGGAAUAAAUAAGAAUUUUGGGAUAGUAUCAUAAAAUGAUCAGCAAGAUUUUGUGGAGUAUUAUUAAUCAUUUUUAAAUGAUUUCAACAUGAAUACAAAGUUUGAAAAUAUCUGGAAUAUAUGCUUAUUAACUGCUUGUUUACAUUAGUUUAAUGGUUACUUAUUUCUAAGUAGGAAUUCUUUGACAUUUAUGUCCUUAAUAGUGCAUAGUAAAAUUUUUAUUGCAAAUGAAAAAGGAAAACUGUUACAAUUUUUCUUUUCAGUGUAAACAUUUUCUUGAAGGAACAUUGAAGUUCCCUGGGGGGGGAACCCACAAAAAAGUAAAAUUAAAUUGAAUAUUAAAUAUUUGAAACUGUCAACUAAUUGAACACAUAUUUUCUCUAGCUUCUUUAGCUCUAGUUUUUAUGAAUUAUAAUUUUAAUGCCCCCAUUUUCUAAUUUAUAUGAUUUAGUUUGAUAUGAUAAAGUUUUGAGUAAAGGCUGUGUACUCAUUAUUUAUACUAUUUGAUGGCUUAUGAUUACUGCUACUACUGAUUUCUUAAUGGAAAACUAAGAGAAUAAUAAACUAUGAAAGUAUGUAAUGGCCACAGAAAUGUUUUAGAGAUAUAAACUAGUCCUUAUAAUUUACUAUGAAAUUUUAAUUUGUAGGGUUAAAACAUGUAAGUUAUUAUAUGAUUCUGAUACUCUCUUCUAAGAGAAAAAAAUAACUUAUUUGAAAAACUCCAAAAGCUAUGAGGCUGACCAGAAGGUUUAAAAAAAGAUUUUGGUUUAUUUAAAUGAAAACAAUUUCAUUCUAUUGCUGAAAAAAAUCUCUGGUCAUUCUACAAAUAUUAUAUUGCAAUUCUUUUUCAUAAUGUAUAUGGUUAGGGUGGCUUCUAGGAUUCUAAACAAGGCAACUAUUAAAUAAUUUGUGAACAUAGUUUGACAUUAAUCUUUAUUUUAAGAAUCCAAAUAUUUAAUUACUACUUUGUGUAAACUACUGAAGAAACUAUUGUGAUUCAUGUUGAUUGUUUAUUAGCAACAUUUUAUUUUAUUAGCAUUUAAUUUAUCUGCAUGUAUAAAAUAAAUUAUAACAGGAUGAAAUAUGGAGAACAGUAACUUCUGUCUAGAUAGUUGAACAUAUUUGAUUAUCUGAUAAGAUAUAAAGGUCUUUACAGAUUUUUCAUGUCAGUAACAUAUAAAUACAUAAAAACUUGAAUUCAUCUCCCUUAAAUGGAACUGAGGCAAAUAAUUAAUGUCAACUUUCUCUUCUUAUAAUAUUUAAUACAACUAAAUGAUACUUCUUAUGGAUACUAAGAAAAGUAUUUUAUUUGAGUUUUACUUUAAUUUGCAUUAAUUUGUGAUUAUAAAUGUCAGAUCUAGAAAGACAGUAGACUGCCUGCUUUGCAGUCAGCAAAGCAAUACCUAGUAUCCCAUGUGUUUCAUCAUCCCUACCUAGAGAGUCUAGAGUGAGAGCCAAGAGUAAACUGAACAGAGCUGCUUGUGGCUCAAAACCAAACCAAAAAAUUUAAAAGCUUUACUAGUAUAGAUUAAUUCAAAUGCCUUUAAGAGAAAGCAUGUCAGGGCCAUUCCAUUAAAAAUUAUCAUAAAUCUAAACAUAAACAUUACCUGACCUUUUCAAAUGUACAAAGAAAUGAAGGUUUAAAAUUUUUAUUAUUUCUAGUUUUCUAUAAAACAUUGAUUUAUUCUUUGGUGUAUAUUUAAAAAGUAAGAGAAAGUAUAGUAGAAGAGUGACAGAACAUAUCUUCCUUUUCUGUUCUAUGAUGUUAAUUUAUGUUUGGUUUGGUUCUAAGGAUUUACAAUAAAACAUCUUAAAUACAAAUAAUUUUGUUUUUGUGACUGAUGAGAUUUGAGAUUUUGUUAUAAUCUUCAAUUUGAAAAACUUACAUUUUCCAGGACUGAAUUAUUUAUCUAAAUAUUUUGAGUUAUAGUAAUUAAUGAAUUAAUUAAAAACUUCAAAUAUAUUAAACAUCAAAACUUUACUGCUUUCUUUUCUCCUUUAUUCAAAGUUUUUUGAAGUUGUAUUCUAUGCAUGGUUAAAGUCUAGGAAAGAAAAUUUUGCCUUUUAAAAAUGCUUUUUCCUCUUUGUUUUUGUGUUUCAUUUUUGUCACAGCAACAAUAAAACUUAGAUAACAAAUA